Fundulus heteroclitus (mummichog) is the source of this 1264-nucleotide messenger RNA. RefSeq names its product zinc finger protein OZF. Gene Ontology annotation, biological process: regulation of transcription by RNA polymerase II. Gene Ontology annotation, molecular function: RNA polymerase II cis-regulatory region sequence-specific DNA binding; DNA-binding transcription factor activity. Bases 113 to 1255 code for a protein of 380 amino acids. NCBI's taxonomy places the organism in Eukaryota, Metazoa, Chordata, Actinopteri, Cyprinodontiformes, Fundulidae. The transcript has 2 exons. The record is from RefSeq and is a predicted model, not a curated record.
AGACUAACAAGAAGAAGAGCGGAUCCAAAUUAGACAUUGACAAUGGUGGCUUUGCGCCUCCUUAGAGACUGUUAUUCUCUAUGAGUUUAAUAUUAAACCAUCUGACAUAACAAUGUUUUCAGAUCAGCCUCGGAGAGAGUUUACCUACGAGCAGUCAAAUACCACCGAGGAAGAAGUCUUCGUCAAAACCGAGAAAGCGAGAGAGGAUCAGAGCAGACAGCCGGAUUUCAACCGGAGACCCGAGAUAAUCUCACACCAGUUAGCCUGCCCAGACCUACAGGAACACGACCGUAAGGAAGAGGCUCUCGCUGAUCAGCGGCUCUGGACCCCAGAGAGGAACUCCAAUUUUGAUGAGGAGGAACCAGAACCUCAGUGGACGAAAAAGGAGCAGGCUGAGCUAGAACAUCUUCAGAUAAAAGAGGAAGACAAGGAACUCUGCAUCAGUCAUGAUGAAGAUCAGCUUGAGCUAAAGCAGGAGACUGAAGCCUUCAUGGCGACGCCUACCGACGAGGAAACAUUUCCCACUGAACCAGAACUAAACUGGGACCAGCUAAACUCUCAGGACUCUUCUGCAACUGAGAACCAGGAUCAGGAAGGAAGCAAUCCCGAGAACUCGGGAUCGAAUAUAGAUGAAGAGCAAAUGCUAAACAGGAGACAUCAGAAAACCAGACGUCAUCAAAGCAGUUCAAACAGUUUACAACAAAAAGGGCACAAGAAAACUUACAGAGAUGAGAAACUUUACUUUUGUGAAAUGUGUGAUAAAGGUUUUUCGCUAAAUAAAAACUUGACUGCACACAUGAGGAUUCACUCAGGGGAGAGGCCUUUCUCAUGUAAAACCUGUGCCAAAUCCUUUACCAAAAAAUCAAAUCUAACCCGUCACUUAAAAACUCACACUGGUGAAAAGCCUUUUCCAUGUGACGCGUGCAAAAAGACCUUCAGUCUGAAAGUAGAUCUGCUCAAACACAUGAGAAUUCACACAGGUGAGCGGCCUUUUCUCUGUAUGACCUGUGGAAAAAGUUUCAGGUUAAAGUUUAUUUUAACUGAACACAUAAGAACUCACACCGGUGAGAGGCCCUUUCCAUGUGGUGCGUGUAAAAAGACAUUCAGCCUUAAAAGAAAUCUGGUCAAACACAUGAGAAUUCACACAGUUGAAAAGCCCUUUCCAUCUUUCACAAGCGGAAAACAUCUUGAAUCGAAAAGCAAUUUCAAUACAAACCUGAGAAUCCACACAGAUGAGAGGCCUUUGUCUUGUUAAACUUGUAAA